Poecilia reticulata (guppy) is the source of this 1607-nucleotide messenger RNA. The record is from RefSeq and is a predicted model, not a curated record. NCBI's taxonomy places the organism in Eukaryota, Metazoa, Chordata, Actinopteri, Cyprinodontiformes, Poeciliidae.
AUGGAGAAUGUUCCAUCAUUGAAACUGUGGCUGGGGUUCACAGACACUGCAGAUGUAAGGAGGGCUACCAUGGACUACGCUGUGACCAGUUUGUACCCAAAUCUGACGCCAUCUUGUCUGAUCCAACGGACGAACUUGGGAUUGAGUUCAUGGAGAGCGGUGACACCUACCAGAGGCAGGUGCUGUCCAUCUUCAGCAUUGCCUCGGGGAUCUGUCUUCUCGGAGUGGCAUGCAUGGCUCUCUACCGCCGCAACAAAAGGCACCGGGAAAAACUCCAGGCUCACUUCUCCGACAGCCGCAGCUUGAGAGACUGCAGUGUCAACAGCCCUGGCCUCAUGUCCAGCUCCACUCCCAGGACUCAAUACAACCUUCAUCUUCAAAACGGCUGCGGCUCUCACGGAUCGUCUCUUAAGGGCAGCAGCGUGGCACCAGGCUCUUCCACAGUCACCCCACCUAUUCUGAGCAAAGCGCUGUCGAAAGGGAAAUGCUUCAGGAGUAGUUCCCUUUCACUCAGCCCAGCCCAGCAGCGAAGAGAGGUCAACCACUUCAGGACCCCACCCAUUUCCAGAGGGAAGCACAAAAUAUCCACAAGCCUAAUCGACGGCACCAGAGUGACCGGGCAUGUCUACAAACACCUGCAGGAGGACGAGUCAACAGACAUGGAGCCCAUAAGAAGGUGCAACUCGGCCAGCAGAAAGGUCGGCGCGCUCCUCACCAGGACCGCUCUCGCUAAAACUACUGCCAGAAAAGGCUGGACUGAGGUCCCGUGCACCCGCCUGGACAAGGGAACCACUUUCAUGCCACACUCCCUGCGUGCUCGCUCUGUGCCCAUCAUCCCGUCACUCCAAGCAUGUGACCCCGAGGCCGAAGCUGCUCGCACGAGCGACCGGAGCCACGCGGGGCUCCUAAAGUGGCAACCUGCACCGUCGGGGCAGCUGGCGAAGCCCACCGGCAGUCCACCCCCUCCGCCUGGGAACGUCUGGUUAGAGACGGACAUUUCAGCCCGCAGCAUCAACCCCCCUGUUGUCACACGUGCUCUGCUGGAAUCUGAGAAGAAGGCUUCCUGCUCUGUUGAGUUCACAGAGGAAAUCGUGCAGGGCUCAAAGCAGAAAAGCCUCUCCAGCCAGGAGGAAAUGUACGGAUCUCACAGCGAGAGCCAACGCGGUGGCACAAACAUUCUGGAGGCUGAGACUGAGCCGGAGUCUGGCGGAAAAGGUGUCCAAUAUUUAGCUGGAGCUGCGCACACGGCGAGUGGAACCAGCGGUGUGAAAGUGGAGGGCCAAAGAGAAGUCCAGGGACAGAGCCAGGGUCAGACAUCUCUCGCAAACAGAAGGGCAAACAGCUUCCUGGCCACCAAAGGACCCAGCUGCAGAGGAACUGGAAACACUUAUGCCAAGCCCUCUGCGAGCUGAUUGGAUUAACUUUGUAAAGCUUCAAAGACACCAUUUCUAAUAACUGGAUACCUUUGCUGGUGGCUCGGGAUGGCUAGACUGUGGGACCAUCUGUGUGGCCACAUGGACCAGUAACAGAUGGCGAUCAAUUCUAACGGGAGAUUAACAGAGAGAAUUGUUGUUGAGAUAAAAAGAAAAAAAAAAACAAAGAAAAAC